Paramisgurnus dabryanus is the source of this 6589-nucleotide messenger RNA. Its product is annotated as C2 calcium-dependent domain-containing protein 4C. Lineage: Eukaryota; Metazoa; Chordata; Actinopteri; Cypriniformes; Cobitidae. The record is from RefSeq and is a predicted model, not a curated record.
AGAACCGAAUAGACUCGCUGUGCCAACAGUACAGUUCAGUCCUGGAUUACUGGAGAUCAGAAACCGGGUUAGACGAACAAAAGCAGAUGGAGUGACGGAGAGACCAUUGCCAAACCAGAAACACUUCACGGUGCGAUUGCACAUCUCUUCCAGACCUCGCCAAGAGAUGUGGCUGUUGGAAAAGAUCCGUGGUUCAGUGGAGGGGAACGUUUCCCGUAUGGGCGGAGACUCGGACAAACAGAUCAAAGCCCCCACCUACUGCAACGUACUCACUCCAGACAAAAUUCCAGACUUUUUUAUUCCACCCAAACUGGUGUGCUGCCCCCCAGAGGCAGAGACACCGGAGAUGAAGCCCAAAAACGGGCUCCACUCAUCUAGGUCUGAACAGACCAUAUGUUGCAAAACGCCGCAGGCCGGUCAGCGGAGCCCGCGACUCAUUAACAAGCUCGCCGGGGACACAAAGAACUUGCUGAAAGCUGCAAACCGGCACAUUAUCCAGAUUGAGAGCGCAGAUGAUCUGGUGGUCGGGGAAGGUGGUGACCUCGACACGAAUGCUGACCCGCAAUCCCAGACGGCCAUGUCACUGCCCUAUGUUCCAAAAGCUCAAACCUCCUAUGGUUUUGCGACGUUGAUGGAGAGUCCUCACACGCGCCGUAAAGAGUCCUUGUUUCACAGCGACCCCACGAGUCCACUCACCUCGCCCAACACUCAGCGCAAAUCCCAGGGGAACCACUUGAACCCCAGCAACUGUAACGCUUCCCAUUCCAACCCCUACAGGUACUUCAGCGGUGGGGAGAGCGACACGUGUUCCUCAGCCGAGUCCUCCCCUUUCAAUUCCCCGCUACUGUCCCGCUCAGCGUCCCUCCUGAAGAUGUUCACCCACGAGACCCAAGCCAAAGUGUCUCGUGCCAAACGUUCCUUCGCCCGGCACAGUUCUCUUUCCACGGACGAAUGCAGCUCCGUGGAGACCAGCCCGAACAUUCAGCGGCGUUUCCGUUGCCCUCCGUCCCCGGCGUUCCGCGGACGAAAAUCCGGAGGCAACAUGGAUCGCUUCACGCAGCACACCGUCAACCUCCACAAAGGAGGAACCCUGCGCCUCUGCACGGACUACGACAUGGACGCUGCCAGGCUUCACAUCCGCGUUCUGGCCGCAGAGGACCUUUACGAUAAGCAGUUUGACAUAAAGAGCAUCAAUUGCUGCGUGGCUCUAUAUCUGAACCCAGGGAAGCUCCAGAAACAGCGGAGCACGAUCAUCAAAAACAGCCGUAACCCAGUCUUUAACGAGGACUUCUACUUUGACUCCCUUCCAGUAGCACAGGUCAAAAACCUGGCCAUCAAGAUGAAGGUGGUUAACAAAGGCACCAGUCUGAAGAGAGACACCUUGCUCGGAGAGCGGGAGGUCCCUUUGAAAGAGCUGCUGUCUGGGAUCUAGAACCUGAUUGCUUUUGCCAGCAUGGGACAAACAAAGAUGCAUCUAACACCGCAGAGUAAAAUUAAGUUGUUUUCAAUUGUUUAGAGCCUCAAUUGCUUUUGUGCAGAAUGCAUGAGUGAUGGUGUAAGGUCCUUUGUAAAUAGAGCGUAUGAGCGUACGGGCAUCCUCUGAUAGUAUGUGUGUGCGUUCCUAGGGUUUGUUUUUUCUCUGAGAUGAAUGCUUCUGUUGACUCUGCUGGGUCUUACAUUUGAUGAUGCAAAUAGAUUUAAAAAACAGCUGCCUUUCCACAAAGCAUGUACUAAAAGCAGCAGAAUAUCCAUAAAUAUAUAAAUUACAGACCGAAGCUUUGAAGUCACCCAAGGCCAGUCACCAGGUGCAACUGAUCUGAUGUAUGAGCCUAUCAGUUUCCAAAAGUGAUUAUUUUUUCGCACUGCUCUAUAAUCGUGUUUGAGAUUAUGUCUCUAUAUUUCCACACUAAGUACGAGACUGAUAUUUCUCUAAGGCUGGAUUUACACUGCAGAUCUUGAUGCCCAAUUCCGAUUGGUUACUAUAUCCGAUUAUUGACAACCUGUUUACAUCAAGUAAAAUUUUGUGAUAUGCAAUGACCACAGACAAAAUGAUUAUACAAGAUUAUAGAGCUUUAUUUCUGUAACAAGACAUAAAACAUCCACUAAGUACACCUGUAGUCCUCCAUUGCGCUGCUUAAAAGAGUAAUGAUCGUGGGUGGUGUACUCCUGACUCCAGUCAUGUCAUUUGGCAGCGUCACAUUUUCAGUGAUGCAUGGGAAUAUCCAAUCUGUCAUCUUACAUUGUGGACACAAAUGCAUGUAUACAAUUCAUAUGCAAUUUAUUUCCACAUAUGAAUGAGGCCUGAAACCGAUAGGAGAAUGUUGGAAUCUAUGCCCUUUUCCUGCUCAAGGGCUACUCGUCGGUUUUCUGUGUCGUCAUCCACGUCAAUGUGCAGUUACACAUGCAGACCACAAGUAGGCAGUAUCCACGUGUAUAACCCACAGUAGCAGUGCAACAGCCAAAGAAGAACCAGCUUGGAGAGUAAACCCACAAACAAAGAAGAACCAGCAGCUUUUUGUGUAUGAUUUGAGAAGACAAGCAGUGAUGAAGGUAAAUAGACAGCAACUUUUGUUGCAGUUUGAAGUAAAUCACUCCUUAACUUGGUCCAUCUUUGUUCUUACCAUUGCAAGUGGAAAUGCCUAUGAAGAAAUGCAAGGCAGAUUUGCUUUACCUGAAGGGAGGGGUUCUAGUGACCAACCACAGCGCUUAUGUUCCACGUAGAACGGACGCGUUGUUAAAAUUUUGCCGAGGUGUGCGUCAGGCUAUGCACAGCCUACGCAUAACCUACCCAUGACUAUAAAUGACACUUUACACAUCCGUGGGUCAUAUCCAAUCUGUGCCACUUGAGGAGGAAAAUCGGAAUUGAGUCAUUUCAAACAGCAGUGUAAAUGCGGCCAACAUCUCACUUUUGAAGUCUCUUCGUUUUAAAAUGUUGAUCGGUGCAGUUUCCGUCGUCGAACACCAUUCAGCCUUAUCGACUGGCAAGCGCUUCAGAGUUUUAGCAAGGGUGGGAUUGAUGAUCGGACAGAACGUAUGACUGUAUAAAUGAAUUAUGUUAACAGUAUGCUACAUUUGAUUGAAGUUAUUUACUUGUUUCAAUGUAAAGUUUAUUUGAGUGUGCAUUUGACGAGAAAUCCAGAAUUAGAUGUCUUGUUUAAUUAUAUUGUAUCGUAACACUAAGAAAAAAGAACCAAAAUGAAGGUAUUUUUUUAAGUAUAGUGUGUGAAUGUAAAUAUGGCAAAUAUCGCGAUGUUACUUUGGUAUAUUUGGAAGUACUUUGGAGUAUUGUGUAAAUACCAUGGUACAUAAAUACUCGUGUUUGUUUGUAAAUUAACUUUGAAUUUCCAUCGGCUGCGGAUCCGCUGCGGAACGGUGGCGGAGUCAAUCGGUUUCCAUUCAAAGUCAAUGUAUGUAUUUCCACUGACUGCGUUCCGAAUCUGUCACAGCUCCGGCCAUCCGCAGCCCUCCAGAACAAAUAAGCAGAGCUUCUAUUUUUUCCGGAUGACGGACAGCUCCGCAGGGCGGAGCCAUGACUAUUUUGCGUGAUCAUUCGUGAAUUCGCGAGAUCUUGUGAUGUGAUCUGGGCUGGUCCAGCAAAACGUUAUAAUUUAACGUCAUAAUGGGCGGAGACAGAACUAGAUAUCGCACGAUCAUCACGUGAAUUUACGAGACCUCAUGGGUCCUCGUCACUUCAGCGCGCAGCCGCUCUGCAACAAAUACGAAACUAGUGGCGGAGCGGCGGAGUGCGGGGCGUAACGCAGCGGAGCAGCCGCUCCGCAGUUGGUGGAAAUCCGGGGUCAGUUGUUGAACCUGUGCACCUUAUUAGAGUACAUUGUUGUUUUGCAUCGUGAGUAAAUUUGGAGUUUACAUAUGGAGUUUACAACAAAAAGGUGUUUGGAGGAUCGUUCUUCUGUUACGUUUUGGCAUGUUCAUAGUCAAUUGCGCAAAGAUGUUUGGCAGUGGGAGCUGAUGCAUGGCAAAAUGUACAAUUCCUUAUAUUAUUGAGUCAAAUGGUGAACGUGUGAGGUAUUUGCUUCUCCCGUACUGAAUCGAUGUCGACAUCACUGUUUUGUACAAUUAAUGUAAAGUGAACGUCCCUACAAAUGAUUAAAAUCCAGAUUAAUUUUAACCCACUCAUAUUAUCUAUUAUAAUGGCUGCAUUUCUGUAUCUCUCUUGCCCUGUAGAGAUUGCCCAUUUAAAUCCGAUAGCGACACCCUUUGCUCUUAAAAAGCGAAGGUGCUUCAUGAUGAAUCAUUAUUGGCCGAAUGGUUGUUCCAUAAAAACCUUCAACAUUCAUAGAUGUCUUAUUACGGGGCUUCAGAUCAAGGCAACAGAGCAUCACAUCCAAAGUCAUUUGAUUUCACAAAUCAUUUGCAUAUCUUUAAAGGUGAAGCGUGUAAUUUUUGUGCCAUUUGCGGCACCACAUGGCAUUACGCAAUUAUUAGAUCUUACAUUUUCUGACGCUGUCAAUGGGGUGGUACCCAUUCAAAGAGUACACCUUUGUACCUUAAAGGGGUCAUAGUGUAAAAACUUUUUUAUCAAGCGCUAUAAUUGGGUCCCCAGUGCUUCUAUCAACCUAGAAAAUGAUCAACCCAGUAACUUAGUUUUGGUAAACCGUUCUCUGAAGCACGUGAAAAAAGUUGGUUAUUCAGAUUUCGCCUGUUUUGUGAUGUAGGUAGCCAGGCCAAUUAUAAUAAUACCGCCCCUUAAUCUGCACUAUCCAACCACAGCACUGCCAUUUAGUGCAGCAAAGAGAGAAAGAGAGAGAAAAUAAUUGACAGCAGAAUUGGGUUUCAAAUACAACAAACCACCAUUAUGGUGAUCAGUGUAUGUAUUUAAUCAGCUCAUUUGCAUUUUAAAAGACACACCCCAAAACGGCACAUUUUUUAUAAACUAUCUAUGGUAUUUUGAGCUAAAAAUUCACAUACGCACUCUGGGGACACCAAAGGCUUUUUUACAUAUUAAAAACAAUCGCAUAAUAUGAUCCCUUUAAGUCUGCAUAUUGGUAUGUCAAAUAUCACCUAAAUGGUACAUAUAAGGACCUUUUCAAAGGGUACCAUCCCAGACACAGCUUUUGUACCUUUGUUCUGACAAAAUUAGCUGCCACUGUAGCACGCUUGUGUGAGUGAUCUCGAGGGCAUUGAUAUGCGGUUGCUAAGGUGCUGGUAGUGCAUUGCUAUGCAGUUCUUAAUGCUUUUAGCAGUGAAGCCUAGUUGCUAGUGGUUUCCAGUUAAAGAGCUCCUCCCCUUGAGCCACACAUCUGAAUUUAAGUAGGUAAAGGUUUCGACAUUAAGCAGGAACAAUAGUUACAGUGAUGCUCACCUUUUCAAACAACAUCAUUAUGGUGCUCCUGUAGCUUAAUUGGUUUAGUCUUUGGAUUUGAUUCCCAGGGAACACACUGAUAAAAGUCGCUUUGGAUAAAAGUGUCUAUGGAACCACAUAAUUGUAAAAGUUAAAUUUUUUUCCAAAGUGGUUUCCCAAACACCCUCAAAUUAAUGCCAUUGGGGUUAGACGUUAAAAACGGCUGAACCAGCGUAAUGUUUUAAAAGCACAGACCACAGAGCCGUAGUGUUUGCAAAGUCAGACUGCUAAUGGUUUAGUUGUCAUUAAAUGAUUACUCCACUUUCAUAAAAAAUCCAGAUAAUUUACUCACCCCCAUGUCAUGCACCAUGUUUAUGUCUUUCUUUGUUCAGUCGAGAAGAAAUAAAGUUUUUUGAGGAAUAUUUUUCUCCAUAUAGUGCACUUUAGUGAACCUCAACGUUUUACAGUUUCAAUGCAGCUUCAAAGGGCUCUAAACGAUCCCAACCGAUCCCAAAAGGUUCUUAUCACUUUUGCCAAAUAAAGUACUUUUAAACCAUAACUUCUUGUCUUGCACUAGCUGUGUGACUCGGCAGUGCGAACUUGCGUAUUUGGUAAUCACGUGGAAAGGUCAUUAUGUGAUUACGUAAUGUAUAAAGUUGCGCUGGCGCAUCACACGGCUUUUGCAAGAUGAGAAGUCGUGGUUUAAAAGUACUUAUUUUUUAUUUAUUUUUUUUACGAAAAUUAUGAUCGUUUCACUAGAUAAGACCCUUAUGCCUCGGGUGGGAUUGCUUUGAGCCCUUUGAAACGGCAUUGAAACUGUAAACCGUUGAGGUCCACUAAAGUCCACUAAAUGGAGAAAAAUCCUGGAAUGUUUUCCUUUAAAAAAAAAAUUAUUUCUUCUCAACUGAAAAAAAAACAAACAUUUUGGAUGACAUCUUGGUAAACAACAUGAUCUCACAAAGUUCCGUGGGAUAGUCACGAAAUUUUUUUUUGCUAAUUUUUCCGUGGCAUUCUCACGGAUCGCCACGGACUUUCUUUUCCGUGGCAUUCUCACGGAUUGGUUACUUAACUGCUUUUUCCUAUUUUCAAACCAUUGUCGCUUCGGUUUAGGGUUAGAUUUGGUGUUUGCGUUAGUAUGUCACUUUAAGUAUUUGUUUAUACUAAUUUUUUUGAUGUAUUCUUUUAUAUUUUCUAAACUUUAAUCAAUUGUCGCCUGGCGUUGGGGUUAGAGUUGGGUUUGGGUAGGGAUGUCAUUUCAUGUAAAUCUAACCCUAAACCGAAGCGACA